UUCUGGCGUUCCUCGGGAGCGGCAUAAUCUCCUUCUGGUAGCCUGCACACCAUCGUCAUCGUCAUCACUACAGACCAGUGUGUGUGAGAGAGAGACGCUUGACGAACUCCACAAUCUUGUUCUUGUUCUUUCGGUCAAGCAAUCUGGUUUCUCCCUCUUGAUAAGGAAGACCAGAUUCCAAUCAGAUAUGUUGCGUGCUAGCUUCUCAUAACUUUUUUUUUUAUCAUACACCCAGCUAAUUGGAUCGCUUGGGGGUCAAUGUCUCACACCUUGCACUGGAUUUUGUUUCUUUUGAUUGGUUUAGUUGACACCUGAGUUUUUCUGAUCACUUGUAUAGUCUUUUUCUUCACUCUCUCUGUUCUUUUUUGGAAGGAAUUCACUCUCUAUUCCAACUCAUCUCUGAUCACUGCACUGAACAGUAAAAAAAUUAGCUAACUAGCUGCUUUGGUGAGUCCUGUUCUUGUCCACUUCACUUGCGAGGAUCCAAUCAAUCUUCCUCCCAAAUACAGACUUCGCAACAGAUUGGAUUGGAUUGGGUUUUUCGUCGCAAUGCUGAAGAAGACGACAUCAGGAGAAGCUGCAACUGCAAUGGGGUGUGGUGAUCCCCAAGCACCCUCACCUCCGACCACCAAGGUCACCAAUGGCGGCAGGCCGUCCUCUCUGCUGCUCUCCACAAGGACACACCCAAGCAUCUUCUCCAUGGAUGCUCCCAUGUGUAGCCCAACCUCCAUGGCUGAGCAGUCCAAGAACCCGCCUUGCUCCAUCCCAAGAAAUGGCUGCACCGGCAGGUCCGGCUCCUCUCACUGCCGCGGAGGCAUGGGCAGCACGGCCGCCGGCCUCGCGGGCUUGCUCGUCGCCGGCGAGGCUGACGAGGGGUGCCGCAAUAACGGGAGGGUUCUCCUCGGGAUGCGGCUCAGGGUGCAGCUGCCGCCGCCUCCCGGUAAGGGGCUCGGCGACCUCCCGGGCUCGCCGAUCGAGUUCGGCGUCAAGAAUAGGGACGCCCAGCUCGCGCUGCUCUCGCCGGUGCAGCGGUCGCCGCUGUCGUCGGCGGCGAGGGCGGCACGGAGGAGCGAGGUGGAGGAGCUGGCCGAGGACUACACCUGCGUCAUCGCCCGGGGGCCCAACCCCAAGAUGACCCACAUAUUCGAGGACCGCGUCGUCGAGAGCCGCGCCGGCGCCGGCGGCGACAAAGACAGUGGUGGUGACGCCUGCAGCCCCCCUCCUGAGCUCUUGUUGUGGGUGCAAGAAGAGGCUGGGGCAGGGCAAGGAUUCUCGCUUGCUGCAAAGAGGUGAGAAAGCACUCUGCAGCAGCCAAUGCCACAGUGAAGAGGUGCUCUUUGGUAAAAGGAUCGGCGAUUCGCCUGGAGCCCUGAAUCCUUCAGCCUGAAUUUUAGCAGAGCCUAUAUGUGAGUGAGAAAUCGUUAUUCGUCUACUGAGAAAUUUUGAUCUGAAUGGAUGUAUGAUCGGUGCGGGACCAGAACUAGCCGCGUUUUGUCCCCAUUUUUUCAGUAAUCAGAACUGAUGAUCAUGAGAAAUGCUGAGUAGUCUCGGCCUGCUGCUC
Messenger RNA from Phragmites australis (common reed), 1561 nucleotides. Its product is annotated as FCS-Like Zinc finger 8-like. The record is from RefSeq and is a predicted model, not a curated record. The transcript is spliced from 2 exons. Bases 550 to 1293 code for a protein of 247 amino acids. Lineage: Eukaryota; Viridiplantae; Streptophyta; Magnoliopsida; Poales; Poaceae.